Molecule: messenger RNA, 1381 nt
Organism: Olea europaea var. sylvestris
Lineage: Eukaryota; Viridiplantae; Streptophyta; Magnoliopsida; Lamiales; Oleaceae
Product: serine carboxypeptidase-like 20
Exons: 12
Coding region: 1-1221 (406 amino acids)
Biological process (GO): proteolysis; secondary metabolic process
Molecular function (GO): acyltransferase activity, transferring groups other than amino-acyl groups; serine-type carboxypeptidase activity
Source: RefSeq, a predicted model, not a curated record
AUGAAAAUAUUAUUAUUUACAGGGCCAUUCAAUUUUGAUGCAGCAAAGCAAGAAGGGGGAUUGCCAACUUUGCAUCACAAUCCCUAUAGUUGGUCUAAGGUAUCGAGCAUUAUCUAUUUGGAUUCUCCGGCUGGUGUUGGAUUCUCAUAUUCUGAUAACACAUCCUUGUACAAAACCGGAGACAUACAGACAGCAUAUGAUACUCACCUUUUUCUCCUCAAGUGGUUCGAGCAAUUUCCGGAGUUCACUGGAAAUGAGUUUUACAUUGCUGGGGAGUCAUAUGCUGGGGUUUAUGUCCCUACUCUUGCUUCUGUGGUUGACAAAGGGAUCAGAACUGGGGUAAAACCUGUUAUCAAAUUUAAGGGUUACAUGGUUGGAAAUGGGGUAUGUGAUCCUAGAUUUGAUUCUGACGAUGCUCUUGUCCCAUUCGCACAUGGGAUGGGCCUAAUCUCAGAUCAUAUGUAUAAGGCAGCAGAAGUUGCAUGCAAGGGAAACUACCACAACUACACCAACAGCGAUGAGUGUGAUUCAGCAUUAAGUAAGAUCUACAGGGCUUUAGAUGGUUUAAACCGAUAUGAUAUCCUCGAGCCUUGCUACCAUAGCCAUGCAGGAGUACAAGGAAAUAAGAGUAAUGAGUUGCCUGAAAGCUUCAAGCAAUUGGGAAUGUCAUCUGAUAAACCACUUCCGGUUAGAAAAAGAAUGUUUGGUCGGGCUUGGCCUUUUCGAGCACCGGUCAAAGGUGGACUUAUUCCUUUGUGGCCGCAAUUAAUGGAGAGCGGUGGUGUUCAAUGCACAGAUGAUACAGUAGCAACUGUAUGGCUGAAUAACAAGGAAGUUAGAAAGGCAAUUCAUGCUAAUCCGGAGAGUGGAGAAUGGGGACUAUGCUCAGAUAAUCUAAGCUAUAAUAAUGAUGCUGGAAGCAUGCUAAGCUACCACAAAAACUUGACUGCCAGUGGAUACAGGAUACUCAUAUAUAGUGGAGAUCAUGACAUGUGUAUCCCUUUUACUGGAACACAAGCGUGGACGGAGUCACUCGAAUACCAAAUAAUCGACGAAUGGAGAUCGUGGAUAUCUAAUGAUCAAAUCGCUGGAUAUAUUCAGGGAUAUGCUAAUGACUUCACAUUUCUCACCAUCAAGGGAGCGGGACAUACUGUACCUGAAUACAAGCCACGAGAGUCGUUGGACUUUUAUAGCCGGUGGCUAAAAGGCCAAAAAAUAUGAAGUGAUUGCGAAAAGGAAAAUAGCAUGGAGUUGAUGCUUAAUUUUCAACAAUUAUAUCUGACAACGAGAAACAUCUUUUCAUGAUAUCUAUAAGUCAUGAAGAAAUAAAAAUUAUUAAAAAAUCCCAAAACAAUAGUUCUUUAAAAUUUGGUAUUCAUCA